Molecule: messenger RNA, 41510 nt
Organism: Podarcis lilfordi (Lilford's wall lizard)
Lineage: Eukaryota; Metazoa; Chordata; Lepidosauria; Squamata; Lacertidae
Source: the annotation of a GenBank genome assembly
CAAGGAACCUGACUGACUAGAAGCUCCAGUCUGUCCUUAGCAGCCAGUGGCUUUUCGUAGGCUUCUUUCCCAGGACUGGCUGAAGAUGAAGCCCAAAGGCACAGCGAUGUUUUCUUGCUUAGUAAGACAGUUUUACCAUCUGUUUGCUCACUAAGCCAGUUCUCAAAUAACUUUCAGCUUUAUGCAGCAGUUGGCUUGUCAGUGAAUGAAAAUUAGCUGGUAAAAAUUCUGAAUCAGAAAUAUUUAUUGGGGGGGGGGGAGAGGAAUCGCCUGCAGGCUCCUACUUCUGGCUUGAAUUGAUUAUGCAGAUAGGCUUCCAGAGGAAGACGGUCAGCUUUCAGCAGUGUAUUGGACUGUUGUUAAACAAUUUCUGUGGUUUUCAGUUACAAUAGUUUGGCUUCCAUAUAUGAGAAAAUACAUGUGUGAUGAAAGUGUCUUACAUGAUGCUGAAGAAAGCAUGAAAUGUGUUGAGAACUAAGUGGCCUUUUCCGACAUGUAGAUCCUGUCUCAAAGUUCUGGCUCACUGUGCUUUAUGCACACAAAUCUACACUUGGACCAAAUAGGAUGUUAAAGGAAUUACUUGUAAGAGGACUUGAUGCAAGAUAAACAUAUUUAAGGAUAGUGGAGAUGUGUCAGAUGUUUGGAUUUGAGAAUGAACAACUCAGACUGGCUGAAAACCAAGUCUAUAUUGUUAUACUGUAGACCAGGAGUAGCCAACCUCUCCACUGGCUGUUGGACUACAUUUCCCAUCAAACCCAACUGGCCUGGCCAAUGGUAAGGUCUGGUGGAAGUUGGAGUAUGCCACAGUAGAUACCUCUGACAGAGACCAUCUCCCUUUAAAAAGGCAGCCAACUUCCCAGUUGCUUCCUUGAAAGAAUCCUCGUAAUUGUAAUUUGUUUAAGAUGCUUGCAAUUCUCUUUGUCUGUGAACUUUUGUCCCAAUCGCAGAGCUACACUUCCUAAGGUUACCUGAGACUAGGCAAUACCUUUAAGCCAGUGGAUAUGCUCAUACAACUGCAUCAAAGGUGCAAUUCUUUUAGAGUUGUUCCCCAUUAGAAAAUCCUCUGUUUUAUACAGCCCUCAAAAAGCAGAAAAAGCCCUCAGAGUCUGGACCAGGCAACCCAGUGUAGCAUAAUGUUUAUUAGCAACCCUGGUAUGAAAAUCUGCUGAAAUAACACAGUCAUGCUCUCAGCAGUGAAUAAUCACUUCCGUGGUCUACUGCAGGGUUUCCCCAUCUGUAUGUAUUUGAGGCUGUUGGCCAAGUUGCAAAAGGGGCAGGGCUUGGAUACAAACUGGUCCUUCUUCUUCUUUUAUUAACCAAAUGAGUAAUUUAUUCCCAAUUUAAUGUCUGGGAAAAAUGGUGGACCAGAAGGUAAUUGGCUGGUUAAUAUAUUCCAGACCUUUGCAGGAGGAAAUUAUGCUCUUGAUUUUCUCAGUUGUAUAUCCAACUGGAAGCUGUCUGGCUAUGUGCAUAUUUAUAAAUAUUCUUUCAACUGUGGUAGAAGCCAAAUAGUAAGAACAGGGGUAUUAUCCAGAUAAUCCUUGAAAGUCUUGGCACCUAGGAGCAAAUUAGUAGGAGUCAUGAUAUAAAUCAAGGCAGAAAUGGAAAAAAACAUUACUAAAUCUAAGGAUAUGAAAACAACUGUUGACCUUGACAGCUAACUAAUUCUGUGAUCAUAAUAAAACUUAUACCCACUAUUCUCAUAUUACUCAAAAUUUGUCCUAGGUUUGUCACAUCUGUUAUAAUUCCUAAAACACUAUGUUGUCCCCCCUUCCAUUCUUCAUGUUGUACAUGAUAAUACAAUCUUGUACAUGAUGAUACUAUGCUUCUCUUGUUUUGGAAUUAUUGUGUAUUUAAAAAUCUUAAACUGAGUAUCUUUCUAGUCAUAUAUCAAAAGCACUCUAGGCAAAACUGUAGUACUUCGGGUUACAUAUGCUUCAGGUUACAGACACUUCAGGUUACAGACUCCACUAACCCAGAAAUAGUACCUCAGGUUAAGAACUUUGCUUCAGGAUGAGAACAGAAAUCGUGCUCCAGUGGUGCAGUGGCAGCAGGAGGCCCCAUUAGCUAAAGUGGUGCUUCAGGUUAAGAACAGUUUCAGUUUAAGAACGGACCUCCGGAACGAAUUAAGUUCUUAACCUGAGGUACCACUGUACCUCAGUUAUUUAUAGUGCCUUAAAACAACUUUGCUAAGUUUUCGAGCUGUGACCAGUGCUUCUUUUCUUUAAAAAUGUUUAGGGGUCCUCUCAUUUGACUCAGUAAAAUCACCAUUUUAAAUACAGUAAAUGAACAAAAGUACAAAAAUUCACAAAAUGUUUAGAGGUAUGCAUACCUACGUACCCCCCAGAAAAAAAGCACUGGCUAUGACCAUUCCUGGACAGGGAUGUCUUGCCACAGUGCUAUGGUAACCUCUCACUUAGAGUGCUGUAAUAUGUUGCCUAUGGGGCUGCCCUUGAAGAUGACUCGAAAGCUUCAGCUGGCGCAGAAUGUAGCUGCCAGCAUUUUAACCAGUAGUCAGGUGGAACCAUACUUCAUCAAUUCUGAAAGAAUUAUACUGGCUGCUUGAUUGUUUCUGAGGCCAGUUUAAGGAACUGGUCCUUACCUCUAAAGCCUUAAAUGGCUUGGAACACAGAUACCUCUUCAUCAUCAAACUACAGGGUUGGAAAGGGACCCCAAUAGUAAUCUAGUCCAAUCCUCUGCAAUGCAGGAAUCACAACUAAAUAGUCCCUGACAGAUGGUCAUCCAAUCUCAGUUUAAAAGCCUUCUAUGAAGGAGAGUCCAUCACCUUCCACUGUACCUGAAAGGGCACUUCUCUCUCUCUCUGCCAAUCUGCCUAUGUCUUAAGAUCUUCAGAACAGGCUCUUUUUCAUGCCACUGCCAGGGAAUAUUUAACCCUUGUUUUUGUAUUGGUACUGAAGUUGAGCUUACUGUUGCCUACUAUGCCUUCUUUACAUAUAGUGACUAUAAUGAAACAGAACAUAUUUUACAUGAAUCCUUACAUAUUUGAAAUAUACACCCAAUCCAACAUAGAUUGAUUUGAACUUCUAGCAUUAACUUAAUUGGCCAGGCUUAUGGAGCGAUCACUGGGAUGUAUAGUAACACUUUAAGCAGAUGACUCUGGCCACAAAACACCAGGAAUGGUUCAUGUGCAAUCCUCAUUAUACUUAAUGAGAAGUUUCCAGUGAAUUCUGCCUCUGGUCAUCUGUUUCAACCAUUUGGAAAUGCUUUUAAGUCUUCUCUCUUUCUCUUUCCAUAUUCAUUUUCCUCCCUUCCCACCCCAGCCCCCAAUCAAGGGAGUUUACCGCAGAUGUGAAGAGUCAGCCUGGAACAUAAAAGCUUCCCACUCAGCUAUCUCUUUCCUUUUGAUUUCCUGCAAGGAAACCAACAUUGAAAUAGUUUGCAAUUACUAUCCAUUUGUCACAAACUACCUUUAAGAGUCAGUGAGGGCAGAUGGAAUAUAGUGUGGAAAAUAUUUUCCAGCAAAAUUGGGUUAUUCCCCUCAAGGAUAUCUAGACUGGUUUAACUGAAACUGAAAAAGGAAUGUAUUCUGCAACUAAUAAUGCAAAAUCCAUAGUUGCAAGAUGUAAUUUAUUUAUGAUUUAAGGUCUGGCACACGCCACUCUUUCCAUCCCCUCAACAUUUAAUAAGCUCCUUUCUUCUAGUUAUGCACAAAUAUCAUGGAAACACACUCACCCAAACAUACAAUCUGUUUGUCUGUCCUUGUUACAUAUGCAAUAGUUGAAAAAAUAAUUGGUACUAUGAACUUCCUUCCUCGCAUAUCUCUCCAAUAUGUUCCAAAUGCCUUUGCUAUAAAGUUACUUUCCACUUCUGUUGCUGUGAGUGUGUAACCCCUCCCCAGUCCUCACAUAGAUUUUAAUUUUGUAGUCCUCACUUUUAAACAGUGGUGGGGCAAUAUUUUCCCUCUUAGGGGCCACAUUCCCUGUGGGAACAUUCCAGAUGCCUUAUCCAAGAGGUACAACCAGGCAGUGGAUGUGGUUCCUUGUACAAUAGGCUACUUUCUAAUCCCACAGAGUGUUGCUCACACCCAUACAAACCCUUCAUAUAGGAAGCAAGACCUGGGACCAGGGGUGGACUUUGGUAAUAUGGCACCCUGAGCGAGAACAACACCCCCCAUGUAUUUCUUAUUUUCACAAUAACUGAUUAGGUAUCUGUAUAAAGAUAGUUGUUUUGCUGUGUUGUUGUUGUUUGUUGUUAUGUACCCCCUCAGCUCAGCACCUUGGGCAGGAGAACUGCCUACACUGCCCUAAAUCCAGCACUGCUGGGACUAUAAUAAGCAGUUAUAAUUGUUGAUUUAAGCAGAGUCUUGGUGCCCAGCGGAAGGAUGAGGAAUACGUGCUGCAUACUCUAUAUUGCUUUAUUUACAGUUCAAAGCUGGUAUAUUACAGAAAGACAUCUUGCCUCUGCAGGAGCAGAAAAUGCAUCCUCUCUCCUCGACAGCUCGGAGAGAAACACACAGUGAAAAACAGGAAACCAGUGUACGUCACAUCCAGUCUCCCUUUCCCGUGAGAAACUCCAACAGUACAGACUGUGGAAUGUAAACACCUGUCUCGUGACAAGCAGAGCUGCACAGUGAAGGAAAGCAGAAACCAACAUCCUCCCCAUUCUGUGAACAUCACUGGGCAUCGUGUAUGUACAAUAUCAGUACAAACCCAACUUCUGCACAUAGGUACAGUGUUGAUCCCUCGAUACAAUCUUGGACAAUACAUCAGCAGGAAUUUCAUUACCUGGCAUAUAGGACACCGUUACGAGUCCCUUCUGAAUACAUUCCCUAGCAUGCUGCAACUUUAAUUGCAAGUGCUUUGUGCUUUGCUUACAACCUUCAGACUUCAGCAAAGCCAAACAUGCUUUGUUGUCCUGGUAAACCUGGAUUGGACAUUUGACAGGAAUUUUCAUAUCUUUGCACAAUUGUACUAACCAUUCACAAUCCUUAAGUGAAUAAGACAGUGCAUUCAGUUCGGCUUCACAAGUACUUAAGCUAACUGUUGUUUGCUUCUUGCAUGACCAAUCAAACAGACUCUGAUUGUACAUGUAGCAAACUCCAGACGUACUUUUCCUGUCUGUAGCGUCACUUCCAAAACUUGCAUCUGCAAAUAUCUCAAGACCACCAGACUUUUGAUUGUUAAAUCUCAGUCUGUAAUGCAUAGUGCCUUUCAAAUACCGCGCUAUGCGUUUCAGAGCUUUCAAUCCUUGACACUAGGAUUGUUGACUUGUCUGCUUAGCAAAUUACAGCUAACAGCAAUGUCUGGUCUUGAACAUCUGGCAAUGAAGUUUAGCUUGCCUAGCACACUCCUGUACAGUGUAGUGUCAGAAAAUGCUUCUUCAGUGUCAUCUACCUGAUAACCUGUUGUCAUCGGUGUGUCUACAGGGUUAGCAUCCAUCAGAUUUAGUUUGCUUAACACAUCAGCAAUUUUCCGUGACUGGUGUACUAGAAUGUUACCAUCUUGAUCUCUCUCUAUUUCCAGAGAUAGGUAGUUGUUUACCUCACCAAGAUCUUUCAUGUCAAAGUGCUUUUUCAGUUGAGCUAGGGCGCUAUUGUACAUUGCAACAUCUUUCCAAAAGAAUAAUAAAUCAUCAACAUAAAACAAACAGUACAGUUUCUUUUGCCCCUCCUCUUUGACAAAUACACAUGGAUCAGCUUUCGCUUGCUGAAAACCUAGAGAAAACAACACUUCAGUGAGUUUUGUGUGCCAACACCGUGCACUUUGUUUGAGACCAUAAAGGGAUUUCUUCAGAGCACAAACAAAUCCCUGUUUUACCUGUACGCCAUCAGGUGGAAGCAUAUAAAGUGAUUCAUCUAGAGAUCCGUACAGAAAAGCUGUAUUGAUAUCAUGGUGACUAAUGUGUAGAUUUUCCUCUGCAGCUAGCUUGAGCAUAAGCCUAAUGCUUUCAUAUCUCACUGUGGGUGAAUAGGUCUCGUGAUAGUCUUCACCUGGUACCUGCGCAAAACCUCUGGCUACCAAUCUGGCUUUGUGUCUGACUAUCUUGCCAUUUUGAUUUGUCUUCGCUUUGAAGACCCAUUUGCUUCAAGCAGUUUCAUUCCUGGAACUACUGGAACUAGCUCCCAUGUUUUGUUCCUUUCUAAGGAAUCAAGCUCAGCCUUCAUGGCAUUUAACCAUGGCUCAGCUUCCUUUGAAUCCAAACCCUGGAUUUCUUGGAAACUUGAAGGUUCAAAUACCUUCUUGGAGCUUUUAACAGCUGUUACUGCUAUCUUUGCAAACUCAUCAGCAAAUCUCUUUGGAGGUUUGCCUUUGUGGCUCUCUGUGACCUACGAAUUAGCCUUAAGUCUUCAACACUCUCCUCUUCCUUCUUAGGAGAAAACGACCUAUUGUGAACAAUGGUUCCUCCAAUUCUUGAUCAGAGCUUUCAGAGGGUCGCAUAGAGGCUUUCGCACUCUCGAAAUCCUCUGAAUCACCCGAUUCAGUUUCAGAUUCAGACUCAGAACCUUCAUCAGUGGGUGUGGGCUGUUGUGGUUGCUUUUGACUAUCCUCAGUCUCAUCACCGUCAUCAGGAUAACAUUGGAAAAUUCCCACAUUCUCCCCCCACUUUGCAUUGUACUCAACACUUCUUGUGAGCUUAAUUGUCUUAGAGUCAGUCAUCAUUAUUCUGUAAGACCCUUUCUGAUAACCUAGAAAGAUACCAUGCAAUCCACGCUUGUCUAACUUGGAGUUUUGUGGUGAGCGAACCCACAUGUCAGAACCAAAAUCUUCAUGUGUUUGAUGUAUGGCUUCUUGCCAAACAUCUUCUCAUAGGGGUACAACCAAUCGCUGAAGAUAACCUGCGAUUGUAACUGUAAACAAAACACGAGAGAGAUUCGGCCCAAUAACUCUCUGGAAGAUUGGCAUCAUGCAGCAAGGUUUUUAAGCCUUGAAGCAAUGUCUGAUUUGCCCGUUCCGCAAGUCCAUUCUGCCAUGGCGAGCGAGGACUAGACAAAUCGUGUUGAAUUCCUUUCUCAGUCAGAAAAGCUUCAAACUGCUGAGAAGUGAAUUCCCCCCCGCGAUCACUGAAAAGAGUCUUUAUCUUCUUACCAUGCACAUUUUCCAACCAAGCACAGAAUUCCUUGAACCUAGGAAAAGCCUCCGAUUUCUGCUUGAGAUUGUACACAAAAAUAUAUCUAGAAAAUGCAUCAAUGAGAACCAUGAAGUAUCUAUUUCCACCCAAAGAGGGCGCUAGUGGUCCAACCAAAUCAGCAUGAACAACCUGGUAUGGUUCUGUAGCUUUCCUACUAGACACCUUACCUUUCGCAGCCAUUUUUACCUUGUUUGCUGCGCAUGCUUUGCACUUCAUGUGGUACCUGCAGGGUUUAAUAGUCAUACCUUCAACCAAGGCAGGCAUUUUAGAUACUGCCUCAAAAUGCAAAUGACCAAAUUUUCGAUGAAAAUCGUGAAUACAUUCUGCAUGCAAACUUUUGUUAGAACCUGCAAUGCAACAAGUGUCAUCCUGCACCACAUCAUCAUAAUACAAAACAAACAAAUGAUCAACAUAUUCUGCAUGCAAUACAUAAUCAUUUUUCUUUGUGAUGAUGCACUUCUUGUUCUUGAAGGAAACGUCAAUGUUCCGCUCAUUCAGCUGUCCAACGCUGAGCAGAUUAUGUUUGGCGUCUGGCACGUAAAGCACAUUCUGUAUCGAUAAGUCCAAACUGUGAAGAACAACAGUUCCGUAGCCUUUACUGGGAAUAGUGUGGUCAUCCGCCUGGUGAAUCGCACCUUCCUGCGGUGUAAAAGACACAAACAGUCUCUUAUCGUUGCACAUGUGGUGGGUGGCCGCUGAAUCAAUUACGAAGAAAGAUCUAGACGUCUUCUGGACCUCUGCAACCUUUGGAGUGAAGCGUGAAACCAUAGCCUUGUGCUGCGUUGUCCUAGACACCGGACCUUUGCCUUUGCCUCGGCCUUUUCUGCGCGAUGAGCUUCGCUGCGCUGCUCUGUCUUGGCCCUGGGAUGUCUGCAUUCCCUCUUCAUAUGGCCUAGACGUCCACACGAGUAGCAUUUCACUGCCUUCAAAGCUUUGGCGCCAUCUGGUGGUUCCACUGCACUAUGGGAUGACGUCUGUGAAGACUCCCCUUGCCCAUGCAGCUAGCACCCCGGCGAUCUGCUUCAUUUAAAAUCACGGCAGUAACAAAGUCCACUGUCAGCUGAGCAGUUGGUUGCACAGCAAUCUGGGUUGCAACAGACUCCCAACCUGAACCCAAAGAUUGUAGUAUCAUGAAAGAAUACACAGCCUCUGGAAAGUUGAGUCCUCUCUGUUGCAGCUCAUGUCUCAGAUUUUGCAUUUCCAUCAGAUGUAAACGCACAUCUCCACCUUCAGCAAGAGCCAUAUUAUGCAGCUUGUUAAAGUAAAACAUAGUGGAUCCAGCUUCUGUCCUUAAGUGAGCCUCUCUCAGAGCGUCCCAAAUUUCUCUGGCUGAGGUCUUAUCACGCAAUAGACAGAGCUCUUCUGGGGAUACUAUCAAUGUAAGAGUUCCCUUGCUUUGGAAUCCUUAGCUUCCCAUGCAUCUGUAACUGGAACUGGGGGGGUUCCUGUAAUCACCUCAAACAAACCCUCUUUCCGCAGAAUUGCCUCUGCAUACUGAACCCAGUCGGCAUAAUUUUUCUUGUUGAGCUUAGGAAUCCCACAAGCAUCCUGAAGGGCCAUCAUGACUCUGGCAUUAGCCUUCAGCGUCAUAUAUAUGCUGCUUUAAAUCUUGCUGCGUCACUGCUGCAGCUGCCUUAUUACAAAGGCGCACUUAAAAGUUACUUCGAUUUCCCAGCAUAGUGACUUGUGCCUGGGAGCCUUUUGCCUAUUCCCGGCAAAACCGGCUUUAAAAGUUCAAAGUCCAGCCAUAAAGCCAUUAACUUGAAGCUGGCAGGCUGCCCGGAGCAGUAGCACAUACCUCAUCAAUCACUUCUACGCGCAGAGCAGAUUCCGUUCCGAUCUGUCCCGCUGCAUUCCGAUCCUUUGCCGGCACUCCGAUUCGACCUCUGGAGCCCAUAACCACGUGUUGAUUUAAGCAGAGUCUUGGUGCCCAGCGGAAGGAUGAGGAAUACGUGCUGCAUACUCUAUAUUGCUUUAUUUACAGUUCAAAGCUGGUAUAUUACAGAAAGACAUCUUGCCUCUGCAGGAGCAGAAAAUGCAUCCUCUCUCCUCGACAGCUCGGAGAGAAACACACAGUGAAAAACAGGAAACCAGUGUACGUCACAUCCAGUCUCCCUUUCCCGUGAGAAACUCCAACAGUACAGACUGUGGAAUGUAAACACCUGUCUCGUGACAGGCAGAGCUGCACAGUGAAGGAAAGCAGAAACCAACAAUAAUAAGCAGUUAGAAUUGGUUGCUCUGAUAUACUGAGCUGAAGGCUUGGCUGGUAGAAUGCAGUGAAGAACCAAUUGAAAAGGGAAGUAGCUACCGGUAACUGAGGAGAAAAUGAAGUCAAGUGGUGAUAUCCCACAGUUUAAAAAACAUAAACACCUCCUAGAGAAUCUCAGAAAAUUAUAGAUAGACAUAUUGUUCAGACACAGACUGAUUGUCAGCAACUUGUGUGGAAGUACAGAAAUACACAGGGUUGCAGUCAUCUUUUGCAUGCCACCACCAAUAUUACCAAAAGAUCUUUGCAACUGUGUGCCUAAAAACCUUAAUUCUCCACAUGGUGGCAGUUGUACACAGUUGUUUAGCAACACAGACAGCACAGGAAUCUGACACAGGGUGGAUUAUCAAGUACCUACCAUACCAUCUAAUUGUUCAUGUGAAUUGGCAUUAACAUUACACUUUUUUGCAGUUUAACACAAUUCAUUCUGUUAACUAAUAACCUGAUACUAUAAUUCACACAGUUAGGCAUGCUUCAGCCCACUGAAGUACAUUGAAAGCUGGUGUGAUGCAGUGGUUAGAGAACUGAACGAGGUCUGGAGAGACCCAGAUUCAAAUCUCCACUCAGCCACAAUGCUCACAGGUUUACCUCUGGGCCCAUCACUGACCUGGCUCUCACCUCACGGUAAGCCAAACUAUGGCUUACUAGGCGUGCAUGAAUGUGUGGGUUCUUGGAGAAGAAUUUGCUGCCUUUUGCGCCGCCCUUAAUUCAUUUAUUGUAAUGUAGGAAGUUUAUUGUUAGAAGUUGUUAAAAGUCUCUCCCCUUCACCCCCACAUUGGUAUAAUUAUCUUGAAACUUAACUCCUUUGAUUGUGACAGGCCUGUUCUAAGUCAUUGUCUGUCAUGCAUUUUUAAUGGAAUUCUGAACAUUUUGUUAAAUGAGUGCCACUUCAUAGGUAUAAAAAAAUGUCCUACAUAUGCACAGUAAAUAUUUGUAAACAUACUGUUGUGUAUCAGGGACCACAAUGGUGAGAUGAGUAGAGGCAAGCAAUUGUAUAAUUCAAUUUAUUACCACUAAUGACUCAUUGCCCAGGAGAGGCUGCAUCUGGAGCAAUUUAUUAUGGUCAGCUCCUCCUAUUUACAAAUAAAACAAGUUUGUUAGAUGUUUGCAAGAUUGAUGCUUUCUUAUUCGGUUAUAUAAGCUUGAUUUUGUGCCCCCAUUUUCUUAAGCUUUUGCAAACCCUUUAAUGAAUAAUUCUGAAGUGUAGGCAUUUGAAUUUAACUUAAAGUUACAUACUCGUCUUUCCCUUUUUUCAGUUUUCUCCUGUGCUGCUUUCUGUCAUGUCUGAACAAUCAAUUUUUCUCUAUAUACUCAUGUCAAUUUCUAAAGAAGCAAAAGUUCUGGCAUCAAGCUCCUACCAGACAAAUAGCUGGGACUGCUUUAGGAAUUCUGUUUUGCAGUGAAAUUGAAAGGGACCAGAACCCCAGAUCCCUUUGUCCAUUUUUGACAGUGUAAUAGGGAGCGGGGGGGGGGGGGAGGUCAAGAUGCUGAAUGAAUAGACAAUAGGUGUUUAUGACAGUUAGAGAUGCCACACCCCAGCCUUUGGGGUUUUCCAGUACUCCAGGCAGCUGGACAGUUUGGCACAUUGCUGACUGAUUAGUCCCUGCUUCUACACUUUCCUCCUCCCUUGGCCCACCCUGUCUUCACCCUGCACCAGUUUUAAUAUUUGCACAAUAUUGACAUAAGAAACGUUUUAAUAUUUACCCUAUACUGACAUAGGGAAAAGGUUGGGGGCUUCUAAAACGCAUCGUGUUCAUGUGCAGUAUGCAUGCUCAGUGUCUGGAAUACACCGUCAACCGUCUGGAAUGCCAAGUCAACAAGGCGGUGUAGCGUCUGAUCACUUGCACUGCUGUAUCCAUGCAGACCUUUGCCCUAUGUCUAGCUCAUUUUAGCCAGCUGAGCCACCCUUCACACAGCUUGGGUGAAUGAAGCCUACAAAUGAGGGAAAACUUGUUUAGUUCUAUCCAUUUUGAUUGAUUCAUUGUGAAAGUGAGGGAAUUCUUUCGGCCAGCAAGCAACACAUGAUGCCUUGUAAACAAAGUUGUGACUUGCUGGAUUUUAAAAAGUGCUGUAUCUCAAGCCUCGUCCAGCUUAGUUUUUGUAUAACUAUGCACCAGUUCCACUUUUGAGAUGUAUGUUGUAGUAGCACAUUGAACAUUCAUUUUCUGGUCUGCAGACAUUAGGGAAUUUAAAUCUGCUGAGAUGCAGCACUAACAGGGAGAGUUUGGUCACUGUUAUUCCAGUGGUUAAAGGGUUAGACUAGAACCUGGAGACCAGGGUUCAAAUCCCCACACAGCCAUAAAGUGCAGUGGGUGACCUUGGGCCAGUCAUUCACUCUCAGCCUAGCCAACCUCACAGGGUUGUUGUGGGGGUUAAAUUAGACAGGGGAGGAACCAUGUAAGCCUCCUUGAGCUUCAUGGAGAAAAAGAUGGUACAUAAAUGCAGCAAACAAGGGUUGGAAAAUUAAUCCCGAAAACAUCACUUCUUGAUAAGGAUAAAACUUGCACCUGCUUGGAGGCACUGAAUGUCUGGGAAAGACAAAUAAAAGUGGUUUUAUUAUUUAACUGUACCUUCAAAAAAGGAGGAAGGAAGAAUACAAACUUUAAAUGCUUGUUACAACUAAACAACCACACCCUUUGCCCUGAAAGAAGUUUGUUCUUGGGCGGUCUCAUUAAUAAUGUUGUAAUACUAAUUUUUUCAAGUAACCAAGCAACCUAUAGCACAUGAAUUACUGCUGUUGUUAUUAUUAGCUGUGCUUUAAUAACCACUUGAAGAGGGCAUCUGAACAAUGAAAGGAAAACUAUAUUCCUUAAGUCAUAGUGCCACCAUAUGGUGUGCCUGAUACAUCAUUUCGUUUGUGUGGAGAGGAAAUUUUGUUUUCACUUAAAAGGGUGGUGGAGGGGAGAAAGGACUGUAUUGUGUCCACCAUAUAACCAGGGCUUGCAGCACCUCUCAGGUGGGUGCCAUUGCCAUUCUAAGAGAAUAAGGGAGGUAUUCGUGGUGAGUUCUGGCACCUCUUUUUCUAGAAAAAUAGCACUGCAUAUAACAAAGAUGUAAUCUGGCUAAUUUGGUAAUGCAUACACACUACAAUUCUGUAUGCCACCAUGUCCACAAUUUGGUCUGCUGAAGAGUGAUCCAUUACAAUCAGUGAUUCACAGUAAUCUGUUUUCCAGACAAUUUGUUUACUACAGUUUGGAAAACAAGCAAAAGGCCACACAGUGUGAUCAUAUGAUUUGGCUUUCCAUCAGAACAGAAAAGAAUCAAAAGCAUUUUAAUUAUUUUUUUUUCUAACCUGAUGUAACUACUUCUGUGGACACAGCCAAAGUCUUAAGUAGUAAGCAGUAUGAUUUUUUAAAGCAAUUAAGUAACUUCAACGAAUGGGAAAUGUGAUUUUUAAAAAGAGGAAUAUAUUUUCUGUUAUGAUGUUUCAGUCAGAAUUAGGAGUACUGAGUUCAUCCAAAACAUGAUGGUGUUCCCACCCAGGAUUAUUGAAAACAAUGACCAUUUUACCUCAUAUAGUCCUUUGGGUGCAGUAAUACUAAACUAACACAUGGCAGUGCAUUCUUGCUCAACAAUUAAACGUUGCACCAAACAGUUACUUUCAGCUGGGAGUAUCAUGAUGAUUGUUUGAAAAAUAUUCUGCUGCCUUUCCAAAUCUCCCCCUUUGGUCAUUUAUCAUAUUGACAUUCCUGCCCUAUUAGCACUAGCAUAUACUUGUGCAGCACUUUAACAUUACGUUACUAAUGACUGAAUUCCAACAUGUAUAUAGUUACCUUUUCCUGGCAGUUUCAGUUAUGUAAAGUGCCAAGUUACGGAGUAACCACUAUUAGAACAUGAAUCCCACACGUUUAUUGUAACACUAAUCUUAAUGUCGUGUCAGUUCUUUUCAAUGCCACAGUUAAGCUAUUGUUUAAAAAUAAGAUUUUCUGUGACUUCAGCAAACAUAUAUAUUUUUUUUAAAAUUGCACUCCUACUAGUUUUCAGUUGUAAUGUAUGUUGUUUUAUUUAUAGAAGUAAUUUCUGUUAACUACUUUAUUUACAUUAAAACUCAGUUAUCUUUGAAUUUUCAAAAUAUAAGCAGUUUCCUGUGCAGAAAAUAUUGUCACAUGCCACCCGCAAUUGCCAUAAGCAGUGUGAGAUUCCAGGAUUUGCAGGCACACUUUACCCAGGGGCUGUUUCCUUUUGGACAAUGAGGCACAGUGGAGACUGUGGUGUCUUUAUUAUAUAUGAUUUAUUUACACAUAUCAACAGCCUGACCCUUGAUGGAAUCUGGAUGGCUGUAGCAUCAGAUUCCAAAAGACCCCAAACAUUGUGUCUGACCCUCUCUGCAGCAUAAAACAGACAGCCCACCUUGUGCUCUGCACUCCCCAAAGCUUGCAAAACGGACACAACCCUAAACCAAAACUACUAUUCUUUUGUCUUACUGUCUCUCAUUUGUAGCUGACACAGCCUUUGCUUUGCUGAUGGCCAAUCUUGGGAGAGGAGCAAAGCACACUUCCCUCUCAGAAAUUGAGUACUUGCUGACCAAGAGCUAACUUUCUCUUGUACUGAAGCAUACUGCUUGCUGGCUCGUCACUGGACGCCACACUUCAAGAGAACACCAACUGCUUGCUGAGCACUCUGCAGCUGGCACACCUGCACAGGUUGGGAGUUGGUUUUCUCUUGGAUGGGUUGCAGGUUUUCUAGGCUCACAUUAGGCUGGGCGAGGCAGCUGAUUUUUGGUGUCAUAAAAGGGCAGUGAACUGUUAGUGACUUAAUGUACAGUACUCUUACUGCCAAUGUGGAGCAAAGUACUUAGAAUGUUUUUUUCUCAGGUGCCAAAAUAAUUUGAUCAGCCUUGGAAAUUUGGGUGAUGAGGGGUUCCACUAGCUGUGUCUUGAAGUUCAUGCAUAUACAUUAUGCAUCCCCUAGAAGGGGGAUGGGAAGGAGGGGGACCAAUAAUAGAAUGAACAGGCAGCAACUGUUACAAAAGAACUGUAGGCAAGAAAGGGGGAGCCUUGGAAGGCAGUAGUUGAUCUAACUCCCACCCACCCCUUUAUGUGGAAAAUGCCGGUUUGAACAUUUGGCACAGCCCUACUCAUAACACUACUGCUCUCAAAAUAAGGGUCACUGCUAAAGAUGCACACACCCUGCAGCACAUUGCUUAAGUAGUGGAGAAGGAGGAGGAGAGCCAUCAACCAAUCAUCCUUCAACCAAUCAUCCCCUUUUUGUUUUCAUAAUGUCAAGACUGUUUACUGCAGAGGUGAGGAUUUGCAUCUGGCCAGCAGGCCAAGUUCAGAAGUGGCCAACCCUUCAAGGGCCAUUCUGACUCCUGUCUCAAUGGUCUAGGCCAGGGUUACAUUCAACGACCUUUUACUCAAAGAGUAGACCCACUCAAAUUAAUGGGCGUGGCUAAUUUGGGUCCAUUAAUUUCAGUGGGUCUACUCUUAAUAAACUUUUGCGACAGCUUCUUAACAGCAUUUAUUUUAAUAACUUAAUCCGAUGGGGAUAAUUCCAAGGUUAGUGUUUAGGAUCGUGGCCUCCCUAACCAAAGCGCUGGCCCUGAUCAGGGACGCUCUCCCUGUGCAGUGCACAAGUCCCUUUUAAUAUUGUUCAUUAUUAGAGCAGUCCCUUUAAACAACGCUUCUGGCCGUUCGAGUUAAAACCAAACCCAAGAAAACGUAAUAAUUAUAUAAUCUGGUUUCCCCUCAGGAAAGAGGGAACCUCCGGGAACUGCGUCUGUCGGCCUUUUAUCGCGGCGGCAACAGCCGCUAGAGGGAGAGCGAGAGCGGCCUCCUCAGCUGACACUCCGGGCAAGCUGCUAGUCGGCCAGGGCGCGGCGGAGGAAGGCGGGGCAUGAAGGCAGACGCCUGAAGGAGACUUGCCGGCCUUCGUUGUAGCGGCCGCAGCGCCCCAGAGGGCUUGAACCCGGGACGCGGGUGCCGGGUUUCAGCGGCGACCACUCAGCACCCCAUGCGCAAGAUGCUGGCCGCGCUGUCUCGCCUGCUGCAAGGCCCGGCUGCUCACAGACCGGUGAGUGAGGCACUGGGGACGGAAGGUCGUGAGAGAAGGGCGGCGGCUUCUUCUCUAGUAUUUGGAAGCUUGCCCCCCCCCCUCCCCGCAUUGUCUCGAGGCGGAGGUGGGGGCUGUCCUCGAGCGCCUGCUGCGAAAUGACCGUUAUUUCUCUCCCUCCUCCUCUCUCGGCGGGGAGGCCUCGCGAGAGGAAUAGAGCGCGAGCCCCUUGGGACCUAGGCAGGCCUCGUGGGGAAUUCACGCGCGCGCGCGGGUCAGGUGCAGAUGGUACAAGACCCUCGUAUUUCGCAGCGAUUGCAUUUCAACGUGUGCACCUCCGGAAGCUCCUUGGGUGCCUUAUUCUUCUCUUUUUCUUAACCCCCCCCACUGUGUCCUCCAUUGCGGUGCGUGUUGUCCGUCGGGUUAUCGUGGGCCCCGCAGUAGAAUUCUGCAGCGUCUCUCCAGUUUCUAUAGGAGUAGGAGGGCUGGGGGGGGAAAACACCCACACAUCUCGCAACCAGUGCGUCUCUUUGGUUUCAGGUGAAUCUAAAAAGCCCGGGACACAAAUUUUCACUGCCCACUAGUGGCAAUGGUGGCUCAUUUACCAAAAGUAAUGUAUUCAGCCUUAAAUUUGGAAGUGUAUAUUGUAUGUACUCGAUUCUAACCAAACGAAGCUUCUUCUAUUUGUGUCCUUGGCUUUUUAGACUCCUCUACCCAUGUACUAUCUGAAACCAAAGAGGCGCAUUGGGAGCCAGAUGUGAAAUAUAUCAGCAUUAAUUUCAACUCCCCAACCCCACUAAUGUUACCUAAGCAUAGAAGACAGGUGUCUUUGCUCUUCUAUUGCCACUUAAUUCACGUGCAAAAAGAAUGAACGGGAGGAAGAACUGCCAUAAAUCAUUCUCUCUCAACCGAAACCACGUCCUCUCCUGCUGCAGCAAGUAUAUAAUACUGUACUAGACUGCACUGCAGGGCUGUUGUAAUCUCUCUCUCUCUCUCUCUCUCUCUCUCUCUCUCUCUCUCUGCUUCAGCCCCACAUGCAAUAGAGGUCUACAUUUGGACAACACUACAUGGGUGUCUAAGACUGCUUAAAGCUGGGUCCUUGAGAGCAUGGCUUUCAAAAGCCACACUCAACCAUAGCCCUUUUCUAUCUGCAGUAUGGGGCAAGGAACUGUAUUUAUUGUUGCACACCACCCCAAUCUCUGAGCGGUGUGAGGUUCCAGGCUCUUACCCAUGAGGGAUAGCAGACUGAGGUGUAUUUAUGAUAGAUGGUUUAUUUACACAUAUAUACAUCCUAAGCCUAUGAUGGAGGGGUUGACAGCAUUAACACCCAUAGCCCAUAGCCACAGCCUUGAAAUCAAGCAUGUGUCUUUCUCUCAAAGGUUUCAGUCUGCUUCUUCCCCCUGCUUCUAGCUUGCACACACAACUCAGCUCUGGCUUUUGUCUUUUUCUAGGGCACUAUCAGUGAAUUGAGAGAAAUUGAUACACUGGUGCUUAAUUCCAGCUACGUUAAAAUCUUGGAUUUCUCCAUUAAUUUAUAUGAGGACAUAAUAGGACUUAUUUACUGCUCCUUUGCUGCAUGUCUCUCUAAUACAGUACUCUUGCUGUCAUCCAGCCUCACAGCUCACUAGAAUGCCAGGCAAUAUUGUGGGCUCCAUACUACUGGAGAGGGCACUCAGGCGUGCUCUUAUCCCAGCCCUUCUCUUGUCAUUCCACACUGAGGUGAGAGCCUCAACAGGAUCACCUACUCUAUCCAUUAGGAAGUCCCCUAAAGCAUUCAGGAAUCUUAUCAGUAUCCAUAAGCCUCCAUAAGCCUCUGUGAUUCCCCCACCACUGCAAUGGGAAAUAGCUGCUCUGACACACACACAACCCACACACAUUUUCAGACCACCCCUCACCCACUUAGGACAAAAAUCAAGUCAAGGGUAUAUCCUGCUGUGCGUGUCAAGCUGGUAACAAGCUGAUACAGUCCCUGGAAGUUAUGAAAUCUGAGCUGGUCCCAGACUAGCCUCAGCAUGGAUGUUGAAGUCAAUCAGGAUCAUGGUUUGCUCAAGAGUACCUUUGUCAGGGAGGCUUUCCUUUUCUAUCUCAGUUCCUUUACAAUUCACUGUAAACCUCUACCUACUUAGCUAGGAGCAAGUGCCAUUGAAGUUUCCGACUAAGCACGUAAUAUUUAUAAUUCACUUUCCCCACCCAUAAUACAGAAGACAAGAUAAUCUAAUUAUUUUACUGUACUUGUGAGCUUUGGCAUACCAUAACGUAACAAUCAGGCCAAUCAUUGCACUUACUUACAGAUGUGCAAUUUGCACAUGUAACACGAUGAGAAUAGGUACUCAAAUAGUGCUCAACAUUUUUAUACAUGUGCAAUCUGGUUGGGUUUUCUUUCCUGCCAGAAGUUUACAAUGGGGUUUUGCUUUGAAUCAUGCACAUUCUAGAUGUCAGUUUUAUACUUGGCAACAAGUUUUAAACUACGUAAAGGUUACAAAGGAAUUUUUCCUUAGAUUCCUUUAUCUUCUAGCAGCCCAACAUGUGGAAGCUUUGGCUAAAGGAUACGUCACACAUCAUGACUUACUUGCACAAGAUGCAUUUCUGUGUUGUAGUUUGCUUGUAAUGUAGAUGAUCACAAAGACAGACAGUAUUGCAGAGGUGUUGUAUGCACUUAUAUAUAAGCGACACCUCUUAUUGCUUUAAAAGUAUUGGCCUUUAUUCUGUUGAACUGGCAUACUACAAAAUUAGAUUAACAUUUUCAAGUCUGUUUUUCAAUCUGUUUCACAUAGAGAAGAAGCUGAAUAAAAGUAAAUAGGCCUAAUUAAAAAUAAGAAUUAAAAUUUGAUGCUCCUAAUUGGUUCAUGGGGAAUAUUUUCCCCAAGAUUUGUGAUAGUAUCUGACAUAAUUUUCUGUUUUGUUUCCCCACCCACCCCAAUUCUGCUGCUCUAGGGAGCUGUUAGUGAGGUAAGACCCACACGAUUAUAUUAAUUGUAUGUUCUUUCUGCAUUUUAACUGACAACAUGUACAUAAUUUGAUAAAGAAAAAAAAGUUCUGCCUGUCAUUCUGACUGGUUUUCUUUUUGUGUUCAGAUGCAACACUAAUCCAAGAAGCAUUGUUUAUCUAUAAGCAGCUUAUACACUUACAAAUAUAUUUACAUAUUUGUAUAUGGUGCUGUUGGACUUCCUCCUGCAGUCAGUCCAGCUAGUGUGACCCGUGGUUGGGAAUGGUGGGAGCUGUUGUCAAAACAACCUCUGGAGGGCCACAGAUUCUUAUCCCUGUAAUAAAGUUUUUUACUGCAUCUCCAUAUUAUUAAUUCUUUAGAGGGGACAGUGGUGGAGUGGGGAAUAAGAUAAACAAACAAUAAACAAACCACCUACAUUUAGUGUAGGAAGUGUUAACUUGAUAUGGCAUUUCUGUUAUCCACUGCUGAAUUGUUCAGUGAUGAUUUUUUCUUAAUUAUUCUUUAACUGUUUUUGUUUCAACAUUAGGCUAUUGUGAAGUGUGUUAUAGCUUUAUACCAUCCUGGAAUGAAUGGUGGUUAAGAACCGUAAUAAUACUAGUUAUAUUCUAGUGCAUGCAGCUUGAGCAUUUCCUCUUCUUGAGUGGGGACAAAUCAUAAAGCAUAGUUUCUUUUUUUUCUUUCUUUUUUUAAAAAAUGAUAUUUAUUGAGAAUUUAAAAUUACAAAGAAAGAAAGCAAAAAACAAGAGAAAAAGAAAAAGAAAGAAAAAGAUAGACAAAAAUAACAAUUGAACAAUACAAGUCAAUAAAAACCAAAGUCAAAGGAAAAAAACAAAACAAAACACACAAUACAUCAAAAUCAAAAAACAAAAAUAAACAAAAAAUUUAAAAACAAAUCCAAUAUUCCCAAAUCCUUGUUUUCCAUUAACUUAUUUCAUCGACCUCCUCACACCUCCCUUUUUUGUAUUCUAGUUAUUAAUUAUCUCAGCAAAUCCUUUCCAUUUUUCACAAUAUUCUGUCAUUAAAUUACCUUAAUCUAUUUUAACCUUAUCUUACCAUAAAAAACCCUAAAGCUUAAAACUUAAGUCUUCUUUAUACCUAAUUCUUUUAAGCAUAACAUAUUCUUACAUAAUUCUUUUUAACAUUUCUACUAAAGCCAAAUAAUUUCAUUCCAACAUUUUCUAGUAAUCAUUAAUUUUACGAUAAUUUUCUAAAUAAAUUUUUAAAACUUUCUUCCAAUCUUCAUCCAUCGUCUCUUCUUCCUGGUCUCGGGUUUUGUCAGUCCUUUCUAUCCCAUCCAUCUAGUCCAUCAACCUGGUGACCUUCUAUCCGAGGCUCUUAAGUCUUUUCCAUGUCCCUUCCACAGAUCUUCUUCAUGUUUGUACCUGUACUUUACUUUGUCUUCUGCUGAUCUUAUUCUUAAUUUCCUUCCUUUCUCUCGGGGAGACUCCAACUUGACAAUAUCUUUGUCGCUUCUCGACAAGUCAGCCCAUUCUCCAUAGUCGACACUGAAAUCCAUAUGAUAUUUAGAGGCAUGUUUCAAAGUCCCUCCAAAGUUAAGGGCCCCCACAACUCCCAACUCCCCCUGGCCCAAAGCCAAACCCGAAAGGUCAUAACAUCCCUGCAUAGGGGAAUCUAUCCAACCUCCCAUCUCCAAGCCAAACAGAACUCCAUCUCUCCAAAUCUGGCUUUCUCCAGAUUCAUUCGUCAGAUCCAACAACUUAUGUUCCUGCAGGGCCACAGCUCUCUCCAUUUCUGCCACUUGAGGUUCAGGAACAACCUCCUCCUUUAUCUUCUUCACCACUUGAUCUGUCAAAGCACAUUCCUGAAUUAAUUCCUGAGUGGGUUCUAUAUAGGUAUUCACUGUUUGUCCAAAAUUUCCGACUGCAACAGUCAUCAAAUCCAUCUUCUCAUGUAGCUGUUCCAGUAAAGCACUUGUCUUGCAAAGAGCAAGCACUAACGCUUGUUCUAGGCACAUUCUUGUUCAAGGUCAAAGUCUGGUCCCACGAUCUUUAAUCUCUACAGCUGCAAAGCUCCCCAGAUCGACUCUAAUAACAGUUUCACAAGCUCCCUCUAGGGGAAACAAUUUCUAUUUGUAUCCGUCUUUUUAAAAGCAGAUCUAGCAACAAAGUUCCUUUCCUUUUUCAGAUAUUUUGUUUCUUUUAAAUGCAAGAGGGAACAUUGGAAUCAAUAUGUUUCUCUUUUUUUACUAUCUUUCAAAAAGUUUUGUCCUCAAUCAAUGAACUUCACCCAAGCGUCUGUCGUGAAACCCCACUCCAAGGUUCAAGACGGUGGAAAUUUAUCUUUCUUUACUCUCUCUUCUGCAGGUUUAAACAGUCUAAAAGAUUCCCCCUCUUCUCCUGCUUCCAAGGGGUUUAGUAAUUUUAAAUGAUGGAAAUUUAAUCCUUUACAGACGACUUUCCAGACUCUAGCUUGCAAUGUCUUUGCUUCAAUCUAUUUACAAAAGCGGAAGGCGGACUUCCUGUUUAGACCUUCCCGCUUCGGUACCAAAUUAAGAAAUUUCAUAGUCCAAUUUUCCGUUCUACUCACAAGCAGUUGUUUAAAAUCCAAUUGUCCACAGGAAAAAGUCAGCGCUCUCCAGCAACAGCAGUGCGGCUUUACUCUGUGAAAAAAGCAGUCGAUUUGAAGCACCGCGCCAUUCACCCCACGUCGCUCCGGAUCCCCGAAACCGGGUUUCCCCAUGAGUAGGGGAGGCGCGAAAGGUGCCAGCCGAAUCCCACAUCCACAGGCUUCUCCUGCCUGUGGUUUUUAAUGGGUCUCCGUCUCGCCGCGGCGGUCCAGACCCUAAUUCUCAUGAAGCGGAUUCCUCCCGAUCAGAGGAAAUCCGCCAUUGCCAGAGGCGCUAACCCGGAAGUCCAUAAAGCAUAGUUUCAAACCAGCACUUAUUACUCUCUGCAAGUCAGAAUCAAAAAGCAAGAUUUCUUUUUGGCUUAGGAGAAAUAAAUCAUGAAUGCUAGUUUAGACAUAAUGCUGUGCCAGCUGGACACUGCCUCACAUUGCAUAAAUGUCACUUUAUAUUUUAAAAAAGAAAGUUCUUUCCCUACCACAGAGGAAAACCUUAAGAAUGGCUACCAUAGAAACUAAUCGGGGAUUGUUAAAAUAUACAAGCAGUAUAUAAGCAAUCCUGUAGCUAUUAAAUAUUUCUGGUUAGCCUAGUGAAAAAGGUCCUAGACUUCAUGAAAUCAUAAAGCAAUAUUUUUUUUCUCACUCUACACAAGGUGUUGCGACCUCCCUUAAAUUCCUCAUAAUGGUUCCUGUAGUCAUAUGUUCUGCUGUCAUUUAGUUAUGGCUCUGUAAAAGGGGUGGCUAAACUGCGGCUGUCCAUAUGUUAUUGAGACUCAGUUCCCAUGAGCCAGCAUGGGCAAUCAGUGAGGUUAGGAAUAAUAGUCCAGUGGUAUCUAGAGGGCUGCAUGGUAGUGACCCCUGCUGUACAACUGAUUGUAAAAAACUCUACUCUCUGCCUAUCCUGUGUGGACAUUACAUGGCAUGAGGAUCACUGCCAAUUAUUGUUUGCAUUUAUAUGUUGUAACACAGCUAUGAUUGGUGGGAGCACUGGUGAUAAUAUAUAUUUCAUAGUUCCCUAAAUUCUGUACAAUAUUUAAAGAAGGGAAGAAUAUUUCCUAUUCUAGCGUGUCCAGCUUUGUUCCUUAAUUCUUCUUUCCUCCCAUACCAAUUAUGCAAAUAGAACAGUGACACUACUGCUAUAAUAUACCUAGUAAACAGUGCUUGUUUGCUACUAUGAUAUGCCUCUCCUAUUUCAAAUUCCCCCAGGCCCCUGCAUUUUCCUAGUCCAAUUUUUCCUCUGUGUCUAUCCUCAUGCUUUUUCUAUUCAUCUUUGAUUCCUUGUGAUUAGUUCCUUCCUUUAAUUUUGAAUUAUGGUUAGUUUAGUAUUGUAUUUAGACAGUUAUGUGAACAUCUUUCAACAGAAAUCUGUGUGAAAUGUGGUAUACUGUAUAAAUGAACUGACUACGACAAUGUCCUAAUAUACAAAAAAUACUUACCGCAACCUAAAUACUGUAGUGCAGUUGCCUGCAGAUUGAAUUUCCUAAACAUGCACUUAAAGCACAAAAGCCAACACAUUUAAUUAUUUACCCUUACAGUGGUACCUCAGGUUACAUACGCUUCAGGUUACAUACGCUUCAGGUUACAGACUCCACUAACCCAGAAAUAGUACCUUGGGUUAAGAACUUUGCUUCAGGAUGAGAACAGAAAUUGUGCUCUGGUGGUGCGGUGGCAGCAGGAGGCCCCAUUAGCUAAAGUGGUGCUUCAGGUUAAGAACAGUUUCAGGUUAAGAACAGACCUCUGGAACGAAUUAAGUACUUAACCCGAGGUACCACUGUAUUUUAUUUGUGACACGUUUAGUUCUCCCUUUAUGGAGGUCUAGUUAGCUUAUGUUUUUUUUCCCCGCCCUCCCAUGUGAAUCUCACCAAAAGAUUAAACUGACUGAUGGAGACUAGUCCAAGAUUACCCAGGGCACUUUAUGGCUGAGUGGAAAUUUAAAUCCAGGUUUCCCCAGUUUUAGUCCAACACUCACCACUACACCACCAGUACUCUCACACAACAUCAGCUGGGGUUUAUUAAUAAAUUACCUAUGUUGAGUACGCAUCUUGUCAUAUGAUGACCAGUGUAAUUGGUUUAGUGACCAGUUCUUUCUACCCUGCUCCAGCACCAUAUACAGCAGGGGUGACUAACCCCUGGAGGGUUCUUUUGUGGACUCGGUUUGUCUUUGAAAAAAGAAAUUAAAAACCUCUCUGCUUCUAUGAGUGUGCUCUGUGGUGCCAAAGGGUAUUUUUGUGGCUGUCCAAGGCCCCCAAUUGGUUCAUUUUAAAAGAAAGAUUAUUUAAAUAUAAAUUAAGGGUGGGUUGUUUUUUUUUACAUUUUUUAAAUUAACAGUACCUACAAGUACCACUAUGUGCCAAAAGGAUCCACUAAAAUCCAUAUUUUCUUCUUUGUCUUUUAAAAUUAAAUUUACCGUGCCCACUUUGACAUGUAGGCUCUGAAGGGCUGACUACGAGUCAGUGCUGCCCUUGUCCUGAAAAAGAUUUGCUGUCCUUGUUAUUCCACUUUUCUCCCUUAACCAUAAGUCCUCUCUCUUUCCUGCCCACUUCUUUAAAAAGCUCAAGCGAGGCGUGUGACUUAUUCCUCUGGCAGUGUGUUGCACAGGAUGUUAUUCUCUCUUCUGCAUUAAGGGUUGCCAGAUUUUUAUUUGAAUCUGAGCACUGAAACACUGGCGUUUGAACUAAGUAACAUCGUUUUUUAAAUGUGAUAAUGAUCUAGCAUAAUGGAACAAACAGAUGGGAAAUUUUGGGCAGAGCAUGGAUUAGGCAGAGAAUGUUUUCUUUGUCGGGAAAGGAUCAAAGGGGUUGGGCUUUCACCCUGCUUGCUCAGACUUUUGCAUCAUGGCCAGCAGAUCAUACGGUGUUUGUGCACCUGUGCCCAUGUGUGGAGUGAGGUCACAGAGCAGCUUGUUUGAACCUUAGCUGUUCAGUGGUUGUAAGCAUACAUGUUUAAACUAUUAUACAGUUUUAGAAGUGGGACAAGAUCAUACAGGAUGAUACUUUGUGUGUAAUUACUUUGCGUGUAGAAACAUUGUUUCUGGAGGAUACAUUGCAGUCUGCAAUCAUGUCAAAUGUGUUGUAUGUUGAAGUUGGAAUCUUCUCUAUCUUGUGAAGGCAUGAACAUCUUUAAAAAACAAAAGUGCCUUAAACUAACAGCCAUCUUUUUAUUAUAUCUAAAAGGUUGCCCGUGUAGUUGUUGCAUCUCGUAAUUAUGCAGAUUUUGCAAGUGAGGCUACAUUUGAAAUUAAGGUAAGCAGCUUGAUUACUUUAAAAAAUGCUAAUGUAUAUCGUGUUUCUUACAUAAUUUAUAAUUUAUAAGUCAGUUUAUAAGACUGGGGGAUGUGGACAAGGUGCUCGUUCAGGGUGACCACUUAUGCUCUGGACCCUAGCCCCUCGUGGCUGAUAAAAACUAGCAGGGAAAGGACAUCUGGCUGGGCUAAGGAGGCAAGACUUCCCCAGUCCCUAAUUUUCUUAUACUGUAAAUAUAUAAAUUGUAGAUCGCCAGUCUUUUUCGACCCAUGGACGCAUUUUGAUUUUAGAGUGAGUGCUAGAGACACCCCUCUGCUUUCCCCAGCAGUCACUACUUUCCAUCAAAUACACACACAAACACAUACAUGUACAAAGAAAGAAUGAAUAGCACACAUUUACAGUUCGUCUUUCCAGGGGAUCUGUGUAAAAGUUAGAUCCAAGAUAAUUAAUCUGAGGUCUGAAAAGCGCAUAAAGCUGAAAGAGGAAAUGGAAAAGUACAUCACUCUUCCACUUCCUGCUUCAGCUCUGUAUACUUUUCAAAGGAGCAAAAGUUAACCACUCUCAUUGGAUGCCAAGGAAAUACCUCAAAGGCUUCAUGGUGCCCGCAGGAUCAAUACCCAUUUUUUAUUGCACAGAUUUUAAUUACAUCUAAAACAAGUAGUUAUUGCCAUACUUUGCUAAUACCAAAAAUUAAUUACAUAUUUUGUAAGGAAAUAGUUUCUGUGGUCUGGCCUGUUUUAUCAGUUUCUUGGAUGAUACUCAGUUCUGUCCCGUGUCAGCAAGAUUUCCCUUGGUUUAUCCACCUGUUCCACCUCCUGCAUAGGUUUAUAAAUCUUUGUCGUGUCCCCCAUUAAGUCUCCUGCUCCCCUGAGCAGAAGAGACCUAAAUAUUUUGCCCUUUCCUUGAAGGUACUCUGAUCCUAAAAACAGAUUAGGAUUGCCCUGCUUAUCAAGCAUCCUAAGAGAAUUGGAGGUCCCAGUCAAUGAAGUUACUAGCUUUUACCAUGGUGGUUCCAGAGCACCUACCAACUAUGUCUUUGUGAUACUUUCAUACUAGAGCCUUGGCCACAUGGGCACAGUAGGCAAAGGCAGGGAAAAUAUGGAGUAGUAUUAGCUAAGAAAGUGUUACUCUGAUUUUCUUCAGGACUAGUCUGCAACCAGUAAGAUUAAAUAAUCAUUUUGAUAUGGGGGGAAAACCCCUGACUUUUUUAUCUUAUUUCCCCCAGAAACAUGAUCUCCAUCGCUUGGAGGAAGGACCGCCCACCACCGCUGUUAUGACUCGAGAGCAGGGUCUGCAAUAUUACAAAACUAUGCAGACUAUUCGACGCAUGGAAUUGAAAGCAGACCAGUUGUAUAAACAGAAAAUUAUUCGAGGCUUUUGUCAUUUAUAUGAUGGCCAGGUAUGUGCCUAAGAGACUUUAUGCUCAAGACCUCUAGGUUUUUUGUCGUCUUCUUCAUUUUAAUGAAGGCUUUUAUAGGGCAGGGUGUGCAUGAAGAAAUUGCAUGUCUCCACUCUCCCAUACAGAGAAUUAAAAGUACUUGCAAAAACUGAGAAUGAAGAGGUCUAGCCCUUCCAUCAUGGCAGCUGCAUUUCUAGUUCCUCCCAUGCUAGUACUUUGUGGAUCCUCACAGAAUAUUGAUGAAGUUUCCUUCAAAAGAAUUCCAGCAAUUGUAGCCCUGUCAAGUUACACCUACGUCUAAAAGAAUUAGACCAGAUCACAUUGUGACCCAGCUGUAGGUGUGCCUGUGGUCCUCCAGAUGUGACUACCAUGUUUGACCAUUGUUCUUUCUGGCCUGGACUAAUGGGAGUUGGACUAAAACAAAACCUGAAGAGCCAUGGGUUUUCCACAGAGCUAUAGUUUUUCUUUCUGGUGUUUUCUUGCUCUCCUUUUGUACCUCUACAGGGGACCAGAUAUUAGCACUAAAAAGAUUAAAUAACUGGCUGAACUGGGUCAGUUGUUAGGUUUUAAUUAAGUAAGUAAGCAUAUGUAUACGUCUGUUCUCCUGAUUUGUAUUGCUUUUGACCAUAGACAUAGCAGAUGUAAUUAGGAAUAGUACAAAACUAUAUUUCAUAUCGUAUCAGCUUGCUGUUUAAGAGUAGUGUAUACCAAACUCUUCUCCAUCUGUUGGAACUAAAGUUAGAACCAAAGUGAAUGAUUAAUCUGUGUAUUAAGCUAUAUUCGGUAGUUUGUUCACAGCAAUAGUAAUGAGCAAAGGAACACCUGCUGUUCUUUGAAAGCUCUACACCUGCCAUGUUAUAUGAAGAGCCUCUCUGCACACACACACACCCAUCUCCCCAAGAAGGGCCAGGUAGGAUAGGAACUGGCUGAGCCUUGCCAGUGAUGCUUCCCUAGUCUUUCUCAAGGGAAGGCCUCCAGGCAGUGGUAUCCAACCCCCAACCAUCUUUCCUGCUCUGGUGGAAAUAUUUCCUGGACAGUGUUUCAUAAUAUCAUGCACAGACACUUAAAUAUCACUCUAUUUUCAUAUUCUCCACUAAAACCUGAAGAUCCUUCAUUGCCAGCAUUUGACUAUGGCAUCAUGUAAUAUAUUAUGCAUAUGUUGUUGUGACAGUAAUCUUCCCUAGAUAGUCUGUUUCUGUUUCUUCGGUUCCUGAACUGUGGUGGAGAUGCAGGUACAAAGUUGGUAUACCGUUCUUCAUUUUAUUUCUUACCUGUGGACAAUGGCACAUUGUACACUGUUUUCAGGCAUGUUUUCUUUACCAUAGGAAGCUUGCUGUGUUGGAAUUGAGGCUGGCAUAAAUCUAACAGAUCACCUGAUUACUGCCUACCGGGCUCAUGGCUUUACAUACACUCGUGGUGCUUCAGUUCGAGAAAUCCUUGCUGAACUCACAGGUUUGUGUUCAGUGAAAUGAUAUGUAAACAGGAAAAGGAAUGGGAUUAUGUAGCAUGUAUAGUGCAUAGAUGGAGGGGGGUUUAGGUUCAAUUAUCAUCUCAACAAUGAAACCUAGUAGGACUUUGCAGAAUUGCAACACACCUAUUCUACUCUUCCUCCAAGGAGCAAUACGCUGGUUCAUACCUGCAUGUACAGCUUUUGUUUCUCUACACUUGAUUCAAAUUUACCAGUGCACUAAAUUCUUGUGCUGGGAUGCCUACCAUAUAUCAGCAUGUGCUGUAAAUGUGUCCCCUCCUAAGAACAUGAGUUUUGAUGAAACUCUAACCUUUAUUAUUCUGAAAUCAUCUUAAAAUCCAUCCAAUUAGUGAGUUUGAGGUCCGGGGGGGGGGGGCACUUCAUCUUAAUCUUAUUGACUUAGUAGAACCAGAUCACAUGGUAAAGAUCCAUUUUUAAUCAUUUCAGGUCGGGUAGGUGGGUGCGCUAAAGGCAAAGGAGGCUCAAUGCAUAUGUAUGCCAAAAACUUCUAUGGUGGUAACGGUAUUGUUGGAGCCCAGGUAAGGCUCACCGAUAAAAACAAUAUUUUUCUUUGGGAAGAGACUAUAUGUUGCUUUUAAUCUGGGCCAUAACCUAAUUCAUAUAUAGUUAGGUGUGUUAGCCCAGUGAUUUUAGUGGACUUAAAUAUGUCCAGUCUAUGCUGGAUGCCCACUUCUGGCUCUAGUAUUUCUUCCAUGUAAAUCUAACACACCCCAAAUUUCAUCCAUUCCUGGAUAGAACUAAUUAGCUAGGCCCAUUGCAGCUUGGCAUCUAGCCUGAGAUAAAAACUGAAAAAGGCUUGGUAGUCUUGAUGAAUGAUUUUCAGCAGGAGAAAGUCAGGUGAAUGGGUGGGUAUUUUUAUACCGUUGAGCACAGUAUGCUUCCAUAUUAAGUGCCAGGAAUGAGAACUGGAAUCGUAGUGUUUCUGUUCUCAAGUGCUAUCUUAUCAUAGUUCAUUAUUGUUGGCUGCUGGUCAUUAUCUUUGUUUGUUUUGACUACCUUUGCAUGUUGCAAUUCAUUGUAGGUUCCUUUAGGAGCUGGCAUUGCUUUAGCAUGCAAGUACUUUGGCAAAGAUGAGAUUUGCCUGACGUUGUAUGGUGAUGGUGCUGCCAAUCAGGUAAGCGUCAAGCUUUACUCUGUAGUUAGAAGUUAAUUAAGAGUCACAUACAGUGGUGCCUCGCAAGACGAAAUUAAUCCGUUCCGCGAGUCUCUUCAUCUUGCGGUUUCUUCGUCUUGCGAAGCACGGCUAUUAGCGGCUUAGCGGCUAUUAACGGCUUAGCGGCUAUUAACCACUUAGCGGCUUUAAGAAAAAGGAAACAAACUCGCAAGAACUCGCAAGACGUUUCGUCUUGCAAAGCAAGCCCAUAGGGAAAUUCGUCUUGCGGAACGACUCAAAAAACGGAAAACUCUUUCAUCUAGCGAGUUUUUCGUCUUGCGAGGCAUUCGUCUUGCGGGGCACCACUGUAAGCGGAAAGGAGAUGUAAAUGCUAUGGAUCAUGCGUGAUAAGUCCAGUUUUGUUCAAAGUGAAAUGAAACUGCCCAAGUUGUUCUCCCUGCUAUCUGGGGGGGAAAGAGGAAAGCAGAAGGCCAAGGCUCACCAGUUCGUUCCUGCUUGUACAUACAGUCAUGGUCUAGUGAACACAACCACAGUAUGUGUAAUUCAAGGCUGAUGGCCACAUGAGAGAACUGAAAGUGUACCAAACCUUUUAUUCUUCUAGGGCCAGAUAUUUGAAACGUAUAACAUGGCAGCCUUGUGGAAGUUGCCAUGUAUUUUUGUCUGCGAGAACAACAGAUAUGGAAUGGGUACUUCCGUAGAGAGAGCUGCAGCCAGUACAGACUACUAUAAGAGAGGAGACUAUAUUCCCGGGAUUAGGGUAAGAACAUUUUUAAUAGGAAUGUGAAAGUUAUACUAUGUCCAUUCAAGGAAUUCAACUUUAUUCUUAAAUGUAAUUGGCUUUUUUAUUUUAUUUUUAAUCAACAGGUUGAUGGCAUGGAUGUUCUUGCUGUAAGGGAAGCAACAAAAUUUGCUGCUGACCACUGCAGAUCAGGAAAAGUAAGUUAUACUUUGUGUGUGUGGCAGGCCGCUCCUGCUUUACAAAUUAUUUAAGUAUAGCUGAGGUUUCCAAGUUGGAAAUAUUGCUAUUUGAAUUCACAAAAUGUAUACCCAAAACACAAGGUUUAGAAGCUUCUCCAUAAUUACCUUGGAACCUCAAAGCAACCUUCCAAAAAAGCCCAGUGUUUAUUGGGUUGAUAAUGGAAUAGGAAACAGAUAGUGUUUCAGUCUGUGGCCCUCUGAAGCAAGCUGAUCUUAAACAGCAGCCCUAAAAUGUAUGCACACAGUUGAUUCAGAUUAGUUGUCAUGACGUCUUAUCAGCAAUUUUUUGUCACUAUUUUAAAGUUAUUAACACCUCUGAAUUUUAAUUUUGUCAGGGUCCUGUUGUGAUGGAGCUACAGACAUAUCGUUAUCAUGGACAUAGCAUGAGUGAUCCUGGAGUCAGGUAUUUCUCUCUGCAUUACAAACGGUUCCUCUCUAGAUAGUAUGGGGGAAAUAGCUGUAUGUUCAAAUGUCCCCUCGUUUUCUGUCUAUGUCAUCUACAUUUUCAAUUAGUAGAUCAGUAGUCUCCUCUUAUCUCCCUAUUAUUGGCUUUUUAACAAAUAUCAAGGGCAUGUUGGCCCUUUGUGGCUAGUUUUAUUAUUUAUUCAAAGCAAUAUCUGAAGAAUGGCUGACUGUACAGGUAACAACAAAUCUUUAUCUCCUGUUGAGAGGAAGUGUAAACUUUGGACUUAUACCCUUGCUUUCUUGGAUAGCUAUAGCCUGCAAACCAUGUAUUUUGGUGUGUGUCUUUCACAAUGGCAAGCUUUGCUUCUGGUUUAGGAUUCUAGUUUGUGUGUGAACUGGUUUGUUGCUAUGCAAGAGGUUGCACAAAGGGAAAAAGAAGAUGGAGCAUAUAAGCCCUCAGCUUGUGCCUGGUUAUACUAAUAAUAGCAAACUAUGAUUUGCUAUUACAUCUGAAUACAACCAAAAAAAAAUGAUAGUAUCCAAAUUUUAUGAGGCAAAUGUGAAAAAUACCCAAGAAACUUGAUUGUUUCCAUUAUCUUGCUUUUAUUUUUGUGUGCUUCAUUAUGGUUAACAGCUACCUACAGGAACAUAGAUACCUGGCUAACACUGAGGCAGGGCAUUGGUUCCAUCUAGCUCCAUAGUGGCUGCACUGGCUGGCAGCACCUCCCCAGAUUUUCAGGUGCGUCUCUCCCAGCUCUACAAGGCUAUGCUGGGUAGUGAACCUGUGACCUUGUGCAUGUAAAGUAGAUGUGCUACCAUUCAGUUACAGCGCUUUCCUAAAGGGGGCCUAAAAAACUAAAACUGCAAGCUGGUAUGAUAUGCAAUUUAAUGUAGGCAAAUAACUGGCUAAUAGGUUUUAAUUAAGCAUAUGCUUAAUUUUGUUCUAUUCCUAAUUACAUCUGCUAUGCCCAUUUCCCUUUUUUUGUAUUGCUUUUAAGACUUCACAGUAUGUUUGAAUGAAGGUGAAAACUCUUAAACUCAACUUUAUAAAUAUAAAUGCAUGUUAUAAAAUAGUACAUAGAAAAUAUAUUUAAGAGUAGCAGUACAUAAGGACUGUUUGUUUAAUUGAUAUACUGUGUUUCCAAAAUAGUUUGCCAUGAAAUGAAAUUUGCCUAAAGUCUCUCAUGAGUAGCAAGUACUCACUGAAAGAGGAGCUGCUUCCUCUCCCUCCCUCCCCCACAAUCAGGAGGGAGAGCUGGUGGUCCUACCCCACAUCUGUGUAUCAUGUGUGAUAGCAGUAAAUGCACUUGGUCCUAAGGAGAACUAUCUGCUGUUAGUAGAGCCCUGCCCAGAGCUGUGAUGCAGAGGUACAAGGAGUAUGUUCUUUGAAGGUUGAGAGUUCUUACUCAGUAUUUGAUUUUUAGAGUGAAAUGUGCAUUUAAUUUUUGGUUCUGGAAAAAGUAUACUGAAACAGUAAUAUAUUUUUGAAAUGCUUAGGCCACUACACGCUACCAGCUCAUAUGCCUAUUUUACCUUGUGGCUUCCUCCCCUCAUUGAAAAAAUAUAGCCAAGAGGACCAGUCUGCUUUGGUGAUUAGCAGAUGUAAAAACUGCUCCUGAAAGCUCUCCUCUAUUACUUGUCAUGCUUGUUAGAGAGUACAUGACUUGCCUCUGUAUACUGUUGCAAUAAGAGUACCAGUGCUUCGCAGAAACAGUUAUUGCAAACAGUUCAGCAGUCUGUUACAUUGUCUCGUCUUUUUUUACAGUUACCGAACGAGAGAAGAAAUUCAAGAAGUGAGAAGCAAAAGUGAUCCCAUUACACUUCUGAAGGACAGAAUGGUGAACAACAACUUGGCUAGUGUGGAAGAGCUAAAGGUAAUAAACCUAAAUUUCAAAUUUGAUGAAAAUCAUUUUACAAAAGUAGAUCAAUAGGAAGUCUUCACCUCAAAUCAGUUACAGCAAGCCAGAAUUGGUAUAGGAUAUAUCCUGUGGGGCAGUGUUUACCAAAGGGUACAUGGCAGAAUUUUUAAUUUUACCUAAUCAUUAUUCUUUUAGCUAUAGAAAACAAUUUAAAGAUUAAAUAGUUUUAUUUAAACUACCAAAUUAUCUUCAACUGAGAAGGGGGUCUAUGAUUAUUGUAAAUUUGGGAAACACUAAUAUUUUGGUAUAGGGGCCUAUAUUGCCUAGUUACGGUAAACAUGGCAGUUUCCUCAGGGAAUGACAUUUGCACAGCCAUUGCCUUCUCAUAUUUAUAACCCGACUUUCUGAGGAGUCCUGGUAUCUGGUAAAUGGGAUUUGUCACAGUUGGCCCUUCCAUUGACCCUGCCGGUUUAGGUUGAGGAAAAUUUUGAAUUGGAAUUCUGCUCGUCACUACAGCUGAAAUCAUUUCCUGCAGGAACAGGGUUAGUGGAUUUGCUAGGAGAGUCCCAGGUCUGUUGCCAAAGUGGAAAUAGUGAGGAUCAUUGAUGAGCAUGAUUGGUCAUACAUCUCUGUCAGCAUGGGAGACGUGUUCUGCUCUGGAGUGAAGCAGCUGUUAACACACCUUCAUCUAAUCUAUAGCUUAUGAAAACAUGCCAUGUCCUGCCACAGUUGGUAACUUGUAAGUUAUUCUAGUAGUUUGCUGGCUAGUUGUUCAAGUAUAAAAAGGUAAAAUGUUCCAUGUGCAGCAUACAUGUGAGAACUGCUUAUCAGGAUUUCAUCUUAGGGAGGGCAGAAACUCUUAACAGCAACUGUGGCUUAAAUGUUUCCGGAUUUACUUUGAACCCCAGCAUGUACUACAGAGGUAAAUAGUUUUAUAAUGUUUGACCUAUUUGGAAUCUGUGGAGUCUUUUGUUUCCAUUGACAAUUUUUUCCCUUCUCAUACAGGAAAUAGAUGUGGAAGUAAGGAAAGAGAUUGAAGACGCAGCGCAGUUUGCCACCACUGAUCCUGAACCACCUCUGGAUGAACUAGGCAAUUAUAUCUACUAUAAGGAGCCACCCUUUGAGGUGCGUGGCCCAAAUCAGUGGAUUAGAUAUAAAUCUGUGGGCUAAGUGAAUGUCACUCCAGCAACCAGUUAAAUUAAUGCAUUUUAUACUGGGCUUUAAUUCUUUUAUCUGCUCUAAGAAAUGAGGGCAAAACAAUUUCUCAUGUAUAUGGGGAAAAUUCAUUUGGCAGCAAAAUAGCCAUUGUAUGAGACACAGCAUUAUAUAGUGUGGAAUUCUAAAAAACAGCUGCUCAGAAAAGGUCAAUAAGCAUUGUUUAUUAAUUUAUAUAUAAGCUUCAUUGUGUUCUGGAUUGCUGUAUUUAUGAAAGUUAUUUAGCUGAAACCUCUUAACGUACAGUAAAAAAAAGGCAUAUUAAAAACUUCCUGAGCAGAUAUUUCCCAUGAGCUUUUUGUAUGUUUUUGUAUUUGCAUCCCCCCAUCCCAAAUGAUUUUGCAACGAAAAGAAGCCUUUUUCAGCAUGUUUUAUUUUACCUUUUUAAUAUGCACCUAGAGUGAGUCUGUAACCCACUCUUUGCAUAGGAUCUUUGUACCAACUGGUUUUUUUAUCUUAUAAAAUUAUACAUAGUAAUAAUUUAUAUUAAAUCAGAAGGCAGCAAUUAUUGUUUUUAAAAAGCAGCUGACAUGUCUAGAACACUGUGUAUUUGAUAUUUGUGGUUAAAGUGCACAGGCUACAUUUUAGUCUAUAAGGCAAGCAGUUUCUAAGCUACUGUAUUAUUUACACAUCUGAAAAAAUACAUGAUUAAGUAUACUAGUAGAAAAGGCUAUCAUCACAUGACUUUAAUAUAACUUCAUAUAUAUAUUAGUGCAAAACCUGUAGGACCAGUAUAAACAGUAUGUACAGUAAUUAAUAACUUAGGUGGAAUGUGUGCUCUCUUCCCAUUUCAAUUUCUCAGAACUUGGCAUAAGAGUUAGGCUUCCAAUUCCAAGAGUUUAUUCAGUUUUCUGUGCUUUAAUAUUUCAUUCCAUAUUCGGCAAAGAAUACCACCACUGUAUGAGAAAAAUAAGAACAGUAAGUGUCUCAAACUCUUGUUUGGAAGUCAAACACUUCUAGAAUCAUGCAAUUUUCUUACCGGAGUCUAAGGAAUCGCAGGUCAUCUUUAGUGAUGUGGUUUAGAACAUCACUGAGUGUAUAAUCCUCUUGAACAAACUGAAAGACAAAAUUAUUUCAUUGUUUCUAAAUAUUAUUCAGAAAAUGAAUUUUGAGGGUCUUUCCCACUCUUAAUCCUUACCCUAUCAAUUGUAUCUGAAUCAGCUUUCUGUUGUUUCAACCACUUGAUCAGUUCUUGGUCUAUGCAGUGCUGAAGAGCAGAUGGAGGUGGUUGAAUUUCUGCAACAAUUCAAAGUAGGUUAAUCAGAUUCAUUCCAUUGUUACAAAUUCAAAAGCUCUACUCAAAAGUGUUGUGUGUCCCUAAAGCUCAAGCCAUUCCUAUCAACUGACCACACACAUUUAAUGUACAUUCUCAUAUCUACCAGCAGUUUUCAACUGCAGCUGAAGGAGAUGCAAGUCUUGAAUUCUUUGCUCCAGUGUUUGCCUUAGCAGUGUCUGGUAUUCUCUCUCCCUCUGUACCAGGCUCUCCAGUAACCUAUUAAAUAAAAUGGGGGUCAGACUUGGGUAUGACAUAACAUUUUCCCCUUAAAAUGUUUCAUGAUAGUUCAGUGGUACCUUGGGUUACAUACGCUUCAGGUUACAGACUCCGUUAACCCAGAAAUAGUACCUUGGGUUAAGAACUUUGCUUCAGUAUGAGAAAAUCAUGUGGUGGCAGCGCAGCAGCAGCAGGAGGCCCCAUUAGCUUAAAGUGGUGCUUCAGGUUAAGAACAGUUUCAGGUUAAGAAGAGACCUCCGGAACCAAUUAAGUACUUAACCUGAGGUACCACUGUAGUACACUUUUAAUGACAACAAAACCUAGUUCUGCAACACGAGUAUUUUGGUGAAUCUGAUACUUACAUUUUAGUUGAAGUGCAGCUUGGUAUGUCUAAAGCACAUGUAAAAGUGUCUCUCAUUGUAUGGCUUACCUCAAAACAAAUCCUACAUAUCUUUGAAUUACUGGCUACCUGGUAGCCUUGAUUUUCAAAUGCUAUCCAAUUUAGAUUUCUGUGCUGAAAUGGUUCCUAGAAUUUCUACUUAACCCCAGGCUUCAUAAUUAAAUAUUCCAGCACUAUCAGCGUGUUACUUGCUGCUGCUAUAGUGAUAGAAAACCACAAUACAGACGGUCAGGCUAUGAAAGGAAUUUUAUACACACUUUCCGUCAGUGUUGGCUAAAGUAAGUGCUGCUCUCAAAACAUACAUGUUAUAGUUCUCCCUGUAAAGGCACCCUGGAACAUUUAGGACACAUUUUACAUUUACAUUUGUAACAUGGAAAGGUAACAUUUAGUCUGAAAUAGAGACGCUGCACAUGGAGUGCUGCUCUAGGGGGUGGGGGGGAGGAAAAGACAUGAUGCAGCCCUCAGCACUAUACAAUUGGGUUUUCUAGAAGUCUAGAAGAAAUAACGUGAGUGCCAAGUUAACCCUGUAUAAACCAAGAGUAGCUAGACUGGCUACAUUUUAAAAUCUAGCCAAUAACCAAUGUAUGCUCGUCUGAUUGCCUGAAGGCGUUUUAUAAACACCAGCAAUGAUCAGUAAAAUGGCUGAAUAAGCCUGAGCACACUUUAAAGCUGUUAACCUGUUUGUUUCUUGCUUAAGCUUGCCCAACUGCAAGCUGAGCUGCUGCUGAGUAUCAGGGGUCACAGAAGACGUGAGCAUGCACACUCCAGGUGUGAGAACUGUUUCUUCGUGUCUUUUUUGCUGUGCUUGCUGGUAAUCCUCAUCUACUUCAUCUGCAUCUUUGUCAACUCCUUCAGUCUCUGAUGCUGGUUCAAAGUGAGCUCGAAGUUCUGCACAGAGCAAAAGAGAAUUGCAGAGGUCAAGCAUUUCUUACAUCUGCCACUUAAAUAUCAUCUAGUCAGCAAGCUUUUCCUGAGUAUAUAUAUCUUUUUAAAUAAAAUGCAGCUGUCCUUCCUAGUCCCAUUUCAGAAAAUACAGGUGCCUAGGGCAUUCCUUGAUUUUAAGAAAUGACAAACUAAUAAUGGGCUAAUGUGUGGCAACCUUUCAAAAUAACAAUUAGUGAGGAUUUGUAGUGAAUGUUUCUGUCCAGACUAAUAUUCACAAAUACGUUGGUCUGUAAAGCACAUUUAACAAAAAAAUUCAGUGUUCAAAAAAAUCAGAACUUGCUUUAUGAAAGAACUAGCAGCCAUUUACAAGUUUUCGCCAAGUAGAGACCGAAGUACUACUGCAGUUCCAGCACACCAGCAGUACUCACCCUGGGGCACUCAUUCCACAGGUUAGACAUUUAUUAUUGCUUUGCUCACAUCAUACCUGGAAUGAGAAUAGUGACAGCAGCUUGAACAGCACGUCGUAUUAUAUUAUCCAUAGCAAACAUCCAAUGAGGUCUGAUUAAGUGAUUCCUUAGUACUUUGUUAACCUAUAAGAAAAGUGUCAAAUAAAACAGGGUAGUAGUUUGCCUUAAGCUAUAAGCUUGUCAUUUAGAACAAGAAGUUUGGGUAAAUGUAGGAUGACAAGUCCACUUGGAUUAAGAGCUAGAACACAUAUUGGAACAUAAAAGCAGCCCUGCUGGAUCAGACCAAAGGCCCAUCUAAGCCAGUUUCCUGUUUCUCAUAGUGGCCAACCAGAUGCCUAGGGGAAGCCCCCAAGCAGGGCAUGAGGGAAGCUGUAGCCCAGUGACUGGUAUUCAGAGCCAUGCUGCCUCUGAUCCUGAAGGGAUACAGCCUUUGUUUCCACUGUGAUGUAGGCACAAAGAAAGCUGUUGCAAAGCAACACCUAAGAUACUGUGUUGUACAUGAACAAUGCACAGAUAUUCGACUAUCAGAGCAGACCCCUUGAGGUAUCACACUGUGCUUCAAGUUCUUUGCACAGAAUUGUGCAUUGUAUGCUAUCUUCCAAAGGCUUCCUAGAAAGCAAAAGCGGAGCUCAUUUCUACAAUUUAGCAGAAGUGAAUAAAUGCAUCUUCUCUGGUCAGCUGCUCCAUAUGAUAUUCUACAACUCCUUUGUCCUCUUCUGCCCUCCUCCCAAUAGUAUAAUUUAGGGUUUUAAGUUUAAAUAGCAGCAAAAGGUAUUAUUGGUAGUGGGUCCCUCCCCCCAUCCCCAGAUAUUACACUCGGAUGAACAUACUGCAUCCUGAAAUCCAAACAACACUAGAUGAAUCUGAUUGAUGGAUGUACUGUCAAAGUCCAGUUCAAUUUUCAACUUGGAUAUAGUUGAUGCCAUAACUCUGUGUUCAGGAGAACGUAUGAAAUCUCUUAAAAUCCCAAUUAUCUGCUUGAUAUGAGCAACUGAAAGAUGCAGUUCUUCAGAACUCUGAAAAAAAGAUGAAAAUGCAAAAUGUUUAAAAAGGCACAUCAGCAAAUUCCACCAAUGUAUGUAUGUAUGCAUGUUUUCAACCUUGCUGUCACUAUUCUGGAAGACUCAUUUUUACCAAUUCACAGCAAGAGCAGCAGAGGGCAGCUUUCAGUCAGGCACAUCACAAGUAGUUUGAUUCAUGGAUUACAUUAGCUCACGAGAGAGGAAACAGCCUGAGCUAAAUUCAACACUGAUGUAAUCAAACUGCAGGACUGAAUUUGUCCUAUCAGAGAGCAGCUUUCUGCCAUUCAUCCUUAAGCAAAAAUUCAUAUUACAAUCUCUAAUACCAUGAGAAAGGGUGGGGGGGCUAAAACAAACAUUGGCUGCAGAGGUCAAGGCAGCAAACAAGGUGGUCAACAAACUUUAGAUGACCAGUUAAAUAAUAAGAAGCUCCAUUUUACUACUUAAAGGUUGUGAUGGACCCCUCUUUGCUUCUCCAUGUUUGUAAUCUCCACACAAUUUUGUGGAAGAGGAAGUUAGGAUGAACAGACUUGCCCCUGUCUCAUCCAGGGUUGUGCUUGUAAUCCAAGCCAGAGGCUGACCAUCCACAGCAGGGAUCCUGCUUUCCUCAUGUAGGUUCCCCUAGUGAUUUAGAACCGUACAUGAUGAGCACAGCAGGCUCUUCACCCCAGACACCCUCCAGAUCAUGGAGUAGGAAAGGUGGCAGAGCAAUAAUUUUUACCUCUCCCAAACAAGUGAAUAGUCGUAUUACCUGUGCUACGCAUUCUUUUAAAUUGGAAGCUACUUUGUUUUGCUCUUCCUUGAGGAUUUUAUACAGAAUUGCACGUCGUUCGCUGUCCUUUCGUAGCAAGAAAAGACCAGAAUCCCUUUCCUCAAGUGAAGGGGAAGCACUUCGCUCAUCUGAAAUGGAGCUGUCGUCGGGAACACUGGGCCAGAAUGAGACAGCAUUCACAAGAAACUAUAAAUGACAAAGUUGGAGUCCAGAAGAAAACAGCCCAGUUUUUAAAGCAACUUUCCGAUUACUUAAAAUGAAUGGCUUUUAUCUUGUGUGCUACAAAGAUGCCCACCAAAUCCCAAGUUUUAUAGUAGCUGAGAACACAGCUUUCUAUGAAACAAGACACUAAUUCAACAUCUACAGUAAGAAGACAGAUUGAUCAUAAUGUGGACUGCAUUCAUUUGAAGAUGCUGCAAUUGCUGCACUUUUUUGUCAGGGUCUCUUUUUCUGAUUAGACUCUUAUAAUGAGUUUUACUUGCAGGGGCCUAAACAAACCCCAUUCAAUACUUUACAUUUUACUAUAGAUCUUGUAACAGAAUUAGCUUUGAGCACAUCAUCCCACCUAAACUGUAAGGACAGCUGGCACCCUCUGUGAAUCUAACAUGCCAUUUUGCAUAGGUCAGGUUUUACCUUAGUAAAUGGGAGAUAGGGCUCUUUGUCUGAACCUCUGACACGGAGCGCUUUGCCUUAUCAAAUAGCAUGUCAUGUGGCAUAUCAGAGUCCGGUGAGACUGAGCCGUGUUCACUGCUGCUGCUGCCAGCCUGCUCCCCCUGGACUGGCAACGGGAGUGAGGUGCUGCGGUUAUAAUCUGGAGCACAAGAAGAAAAGGGGAAUGAAUAAACAGGUCCACCUAUCUUUUAAGCAAAUGAAACAAAUGCAGUAUAAUUGAAAUGCAGUUUUUAAAAUUGACAAGGUGUGAAAUGAUACUACCGGAUGUGAAAAAAGGUGGGUGUCUGCAAGCUGCAGAAAUAAAUUGUGAUGAUUGAUGGAAAACCCUUCUCAAACAAACACUAGCAGUGGUUUUUUUACCUUUCUAGUGUAGUUCAUCUAGGAAUUGGGGUGGAAGGGACCUUGUUCUGAGUGAUCUCCAAGCACUGAAAGAAUUACUUGAGAUCCAAGAGGCUACUAGCUGAUCAGGUGACAGAAUCUUGCUUUUACAGCUCAUCCACAACUGAAAUUUGUGUAACAUUACUCUCUUUGUGAAGCCAAAUCAGCCCUUGUUAAGGGUUACUAGUUGUAUAAUUUAUUUGCCCUCCUUUUCGGUUUACAACUUGAGAUGCCUUACACACCUUAAACUGCUGGGUGCAUGUCUACUGAAAAUAGGCUUCAUUAAAAUUUCUCCAAAAAGGAUUUUCCAGUUUUAAAAAAUGUCAUUUUGGAGAGAGAAGAAACCCAGCCCUGAAUUUCUUCAUCCUUUAUUAAAAUAUAGUGCUCUAAUUUCACCAAGUUUGUUAUUUAUUUCACCAAGUUUGUUAUAUUAACACUAGGAUGAACCUGCCCCAUAAAUAUUCUUUUCAUAGCUUGUUGAUUGCUUGGCACAUCCAACUGAUUUCCAGGUAUGUUCAGAACCCAAGAUUAAAAGAGAUGGAUGAUGGUUAAUAUCUCUUUACAUACAAAUAUUUUGACUGAUAAUUCCUUACCUGAAGGCUUGAAUGCAAUUCUGUUUUUCUUGCCCUUGUUCAACUGUUUCAAGAAUGGGUCCUUAAGUAAGUCCGAUGCUGUUACUCGUUUAUUUGGAUCAGGUUCAAAGCAGAGCAAAAUAAAAGCUCUUGCCUCAGCAGAUAGUGAUUCAGGAAUUUCAGGGUGAAUUUUGAACAUUCCAACCUGCAAGUAGAAAGGACCCUCUGCAUCACUUCAGCAAGGUGAAUUACUUUAAAGCUGAUUCAUGCUAGGGCUCAUCCACACGUACCUUUUGCCUCAUCUUUGCAGGCAGAGGUGCACACACGUUAAUGCUCUGUGCCUGAGUGUGUAUUUUUUGCCCCGAACUUCCCCCACAGAAACCUGCUCUUUACAGCUGAAUCGGAGCAAAUGUCACUUUGGCCUUUCGCGACGAAAGCUCCAAACAAAAAAAAAGGGGGCACUCAGACACAAACCUUUGUUUGUGGGACAUGGUAGGAGCCUGUGGAAUGAUUUCCUUGCUGAGGCAUACAACUAUCUCUCCUUGAGGGACUUUUAGAAGAGCAACAAAACACACAUAUUCCCUCUAGUUCUAACUUGGCUGGUUGUGAAGCAGCUGUAGCUCCCAGCAUCCUUUGCAUGCAAGUUGUCUCAGAUCUGCUCUUCCACAUAAAUUAAUAGAUGCUGCUAAAUAAUCCAUGUCAGGAAGUAUUCUAGCAGUAUGGUGAUAUGUGGAGGGGCGGGAGGUGGGUUAGUACAUACAACACUUACUUUGAACAUAGCUGCCUGUGGUUCACCCAGUUCAUGAAAGGGAGGCUUCCCUGUCGCCAUUUCAAUGGUAGUGCAGCCCAAAGACCAGAUAUCAGCUGGUGCACCAUAUCCUCGAGGUCCCUUAUCAAUAAUCUCUGGUGCCAUGUACUGCAAAGUGCCUAAAGUCAUAAAAAAGAAUAGGUACAAGUAUUAUUAUUAUUAUUUUAAAAAUCCCUGAACAGAUCACACUUAAUAUUAAUAAUCAACCUUUAUUGUCACUACACUACCUGUGUGCAGUGAGAUUAAACGAGCCCCCCCAUACACUCAGUCUUGUUUGCGCUCUGUGUGCUUGUCGGAAGUCAAUUACACCACUAUUUCUUUUCCCAUUCAGCAGCCCAAUGGAUAAAAACUGUUCUUUAACCUGUUUGUGCGGCUGACUAUACUUCUUUAACCUGUUGGUGCGGCUGACUAUACUUCUUUGCAAAGUACCACACUUCCUUAGGUACUUUGCAAAAAUGACAUUUCCCAUACAGAUGGACUUAACAGAUGGAUUAAGUACCAGUGCCAACAACUCUCAGCUGUUACACUGCAUUCCGUCACAAAUUUUCUACAUGACUGCCUUGGCUUAUGCAAUAUAUUUUAAAUGGAAGACAAUCCAUUGAGUCCAGUAUGAAAAUAAUGUCUUAAGAUCACAUUUUCCAAAUUUUUGCACAAGCAAAGGUUUGAUUACAUAAACAGUAGAAAGGUUACAACCGUUUGCUGGAUGGUUCACAGGAUAACGUAGAGUACAUGCAACUCCCUGUUUGUGUGCAUUUGAGUUGAACGAAACUGCACACGCACACAUCGUUUUUGGAGCCACAAGGGAGAUCCAGCUGUCAUGCGCGGCAAUCUGGAAUGGAACCCCCACAUAAGCUGGGAUUCCCCUGUACUAGUUUUUGCAGUAUCACUAACAAAGUUAUGUAAAUUGUUCCCCUUAAAUUAAUGAAUAACUUUUUACAACACAACCAUAUGCAGCAUCUACUCAGAAGACCCUCUGGGCUCAACUGGGCUUAGAUACAAACUGCAGCCUUAGAAUAUUUAUUAUAUGCAUAUCCUGUAUUAUAUCAUGUGUAAUAUGGAGCUGUCAAAGAUAACCCACAGACAUUCCUGACCAGAAGCACACCUUCAGUAAAGCUACUUCAGCAUUUUGUAUUCUCAGAAAAGCAGAAAGGAGAACUCUUGAAUGCAAAGGUGAAACUGAAGAUUAAGAACAAGCUAAAAUCCUUCUUGUAUGUUGUGGUAAUUUUAAUCUGUUUUAGUAUUUUAACUUUUGUAUGUUUUUAAGUAUAGUUGUGAAUUUUUCUUAAUUUUACUUUUUAUCUUUUGUAAACUGCUUUGAGCUUUUUCGCAGUCAAGCAGUGUGUGUGUGUGUGUGUGUGUGUGUGUGUAAUAAAUAAUGGAAAGUUUGAGAAAUGUUAUUGGGAUGGAUAAUUGUAGGCAGAAAUUACAUUUUGGAAAGUUAUUCAUUAUUAAAGAAUAAGUUGCUUAU